Molecule: messenger RNA, 363 nt
Organism: Plasmodium gallinaceum
Lineage: Eukaryota; Apicomplexa; Aconoidasida; Haemosporida; Plasmodiidae
Source: the annotation of a RefSeq genome assembly
AUGAUAUAUUUAAAUAGUUUAUUAGAUGUAAUAGAUAAUAGUGGAAUUUUUAAAUUUAAAUAUAUUAAUGUGUUAAAUAAAUGUAAAAAACCUAAAUAUGGAGAUAUAAUUAUAGGUGUUGUGUAUAAAUUAUAUAAUAAUAAUUUAUAUAAAAAAUCAGAUAAAUGUAAAGGUAUUUUAGUUCAACAAAAAUUAUUUUUAAAUUUAAAAAUAUAUUAUUCUAUAAAAUUUAAUAAAAAUGCUGUUAUAAUUUUAAAUAAUAAUUUAAUUUCAGUAGGUACUAAAAGUAAUAAUUAUAUAUUGAAAUAUAUAAAAUAUAAUAAAAAUAUUAAUAUAAAAAAAUUAAAAAUAAAAUAUAUUUAA